Molecule: messenger RNA, 2144 nt
Organism: Pieris rapae (cabbage white)
Lineage: Eukaryota; Metazoa; Arthropoda; Insecta; Lepidoptera; Pieridae
Product: MAPK regulated corepressor interacting protein 2
Exons: 3
Coding region: 154-519 (121 amino acids)
Source: RefSeq, a predicted model, not a curated record
UGUGGCGUCUGGCGUCUGUAUUUGUUUAAAUUUUUUUGUUUAUCAUAAAUAUAUUUUGUAAUACAACGUAGACUAAGUUAAGGUUAAUAAAUUAAGAUUCAUUCUAGAAUACAAUAAAAAUUUACAGUAUACACACUAUUAAAAUAUCCUAACAUGGAUCGAAAUAUGAGAUCAACAUAUGUCAAUAGUGGACCAAGGUCUCUACCACAUAUUGGCAGCAAACGUCACAAUGGUAAUGGCCAUAAUGGACCACGACUGAGCCCACCAGCUCAAACUACAGUCAAUAUACAUACUAACAAUAAUAAUGUUAAUAAUGCCUGUCAACAUGAUGAUCUCAUUAAUUAUAUUUAUGAUUCUUGGAAUAAGGUGACCCGUGAAUUAGAAAGAGGCAGUGAAGAGGCAAAAUAUUACCAAGAGCUUCCACCUCGGCAGUUGGCUAACUUCAGACCGUUUGAUCUAGAAGAAUGGUGGGCACGACGACUCAUCCAGUCAAUUAAUAGAAACAAACAUUGUUCCUAGUUCAUGCGAUUGGUAUUGUAAUUCAUAUCUCAUUGUAGCAAUAUACUAAAUUCCAUAGAUAUGAAAAAUAAUUAAAAAUUGUUGAAUUUCAAUUAAGUCACAAUAACACACAUAAAUUCUAAUAUACUACAUUAAUUCACAAAAAAAUGUUUGAGUAAAAAUUAGUUAGUAUUUCCACAUUUAAACAAAUUUUUUAGAAGGUCAAGGCCAGUAGAUAAAUUAUACAUUUAGAAUUUUUAUACAAGUUCAUGUUAUUAUUAAUGUAUAUUCAAAAAGCAAUAACUAGAAGCUAAUUUUUAUUGGCUUUUAAUGUGUGUAAUUUAAAUAAAAGUAAGGUUCAAUACAUAAGAUAUUACAAAAAAAAACGUUUUUUAUCGAAAAACAAAACAAAAUAAAAAUGGCAUUAUAAUCGCGGUUUUUUUAAUAUUGUAUUGCAACAAAAUAACUUUGAUCCGAAAUAGUAAAAGUAUUUUGACAUUUUUUUUCUUUCUUUGGAAGAACAGUUUUUCUGACAAGACUUCUUAAAAAAAGUUUUUGCUUUGUGUUUUUAUAGUGUAUGUUUGAGAUUUAAUACACAUGAUAAACGAAAUGACAAUAUUGUUUUUUGCGAGUAUUAGACAUUUAAAUAAAACUUUUUGAAUCACAUUCUACAUAACUACAUAAUAAAUUAGUUAAACAAGUUAAUCUUUAUAUAUAGGUUCUAUUGUCUAUAUUUGCAGUUGACAUUUCUGAUUUGCAUACCAGUAGACACAGUUAGACGAGAAUGCUUCCUGAAUGUGAUAGGUACAUAUGAGUCUUCAUACAUACAUUUAUACAAAGUACUUAUUAUGUAUUAUUCACUUGGUGGAAAUAGAUUUUUUGUGUUGUACUUAGAUGAAAAUUUAAAAAAAAAUAUCAUUUUCUCAUUCCAGACUGAUUGAUUUUCAGCGAAAAAAUUUAAUAUGAUCAUGAUAUGCAUUAACUGUAUCCGUAGAUUUAUUUUAGAGAUUAAUGUGUAAGUUAACUUAGUGUGAUUUUCUAUUUUAAGGUUUUCUUUAGUAUCAGCUAGUGUAUUUAGUUCAUAGAUUUAUCACAAUACUGGUAAUGAUUUAUAAAAAUCGACACAUAACUAGCAUUGACAUUUUUUAUUCAAAUUUAUUUUUAUCUCAUACUUAAUACGUGUUUAUGAAUGUAUAAAUUAAUAAAGUUUUUUGCACUUCUACAAUAAUGACCUAGAUAGGAUAACAUUUUUAUUAUUACAGAAUAGAAUAGUUACAAUAGAUAAAAAACAAAUUGUCUAUGCCCAUUUUAUAGAUGAAAGCUAUAAUCACAUCUUACUAUAUUCAACAUUCCAAUAAAUUGUAUUUUAUAAGUAAAGCCUAUUACGAACGAAGUCCUGGGAUCUAUAAUAAGUACAUGAAGACAAUGUGGUCUCUUAUCUUAUAAGAAAUAUUAUUUUUAAAUAAUGCUUUCAAAAAUAGGUCCCUACGGCAGCUAAAUCAAUUAUUCCUUUAAUACAAAAUAAAUAGAUGGCGCCACUUUUAAAGGGCUUCUUUCGUAAGGCAAGCAUUUGAAUUGUUGUAAAUACGUUACAUAGAGUUGAAGCGCUCUUAGAAUCAGGAUUUUAAUAAAUACAUUUUUUCUAA